AUGUCGUCCUCCGGCCCAGGCGACACCUCGGUCCCCGUCCUCAAGGACCUGACUAUCGACAACAUCACCGAGAACGUCGUGCGCAUCAACUCGCAAUGCGCCGACCCGCGCCUGAAGUACAUCAUGGAGCGGCUGGUCUCGCACCUGCACGACUUCGCGCGCGAGACCCGGCUCAGCUUCGACGAGUGGAUGGCGGGGAUCACGUUCCUGACGCAGGUGGGCCAGACGUGCACGCCAGCGCGCCAAGAAUUCAUCCUCCUCUCCGACAUCCUCGGCCUCUCCCUCCUCGUCGACGCAAUCGACCACCCCAAACCCCCCCGCUCCACAGAAGGCACCGUCCUCGGCCCCUUCCACACCCACGACGCCCCCGCCGCGCCCCACGGGACCCCCAUCUCCGCCGACCCCGCCGGCGCCCCGCUCCUCGUGCGCUGCACCGUGCGCUCGACCGCCGGCGCCCCGGUCCCUGAUGUCAAAGUCGACGUCUGGGAGACCGACAGCGCGGGCAAGUACGACGUGCAGUACGAGGCCGGCGGCGCCGACGGGCGCGCGGUGCUGCAGACGGAUGCCGAGGGGGAGUUUUGGUUCCAAGCGAUUGUGCCCGUGCCGUAUCCGAUUCCGGGGGAUGGGCCGGUGGGCGCGCUGCUUGGCCGCCUCGGGAGGCAUUGCUGGCGCCCGAGUCAUAUGCAUUUCAUGUUUGAGCGGGAGGGGUUCGAUCACCUCGUCACGGCGCUGUAUGUGCGCGGCUCGGCGUACGAGACGUCGGACGCGGUGUUUGGCGUCAAGGAGUCGCUGAUUGUGGCGCUGGGCGAGGUGUCGCCGGCACAGGCGGCGCAGUACGGGGUCCCCGAGGGGACGGCGCUGCUGGAGUAUGACUUCGUGCUUGUGUCGGAUGAGGAGACGCGGGCGCUGAGGCAUGAGGAGGCGGUCAAGGCGAUGAAGGCGCUGGGGCGCGAGGAGGGGAUGACGGUUAUCAACGGGGUGCCGGUGCCGGAUGUAGACUGA
Messenger RNA from Boeremia exigua, 1002 nucleotides. Its product is annotated as Intradiol ring-cleavage dioxygenase. NCBI's taxonomy places the organism in Eukaryota, Fungi, Ascomycota, Dothideomycetes, Pleosporales, Didymellaceae. Gene Ontology annotation, molecular function: ferric iron binding; catechol 1,2-dioxygenase activity. The record is from RefSeq and is a predicted model, not a curated record. The coding region runs from base 1 to 1002 and encodes 333 amino acids. Gene Ontology annotation, biological process: catechol-containing compound metabolic process. The transcript has 3 exons.